This is a messenger RNA of Entrophospora candida, 246 nucleotides long. The record is from the annotation of a GenBank genome assembly. NCBI's taxonomy places the organism in Eukaryota, Fungi, Glomeromycota, Glomeromycetes, Entrophosporales, Entrophosporaceae.
AUGAAUGACAAUCCAACGGAACUCGUUCGUUCAUCAGAAAUAAAAGGAGCUUUAGUAAUACACAAAUUGAGUCAAAGGCUCUCAGUUUGUCAUUCUGACGAUGAUAAUUAUAGAAUUUGGUCGAGGUAUAGGAAAAAAUUUUACAUGUAUCUUACUAGUAUUAACGACGAAGUAAGAUUAGAAAAAGCUAGAAAGAAAUUGGCACAAACUAUAUGGGAUGAUCAUUAUGACAAGUAUCCACUUUGA